AUGGCGCUAAACCUGGCAUCAUCCGCUCACACAACCGCCGCUGCCCCCCUGGCCACCAUGGAUCAUCCUACUGGCUCGGCCCUUACUACCUUUCACAUCUUCCCCAAGCUCCCACAAGAACUACAGAACCGAAUCUGGGCUCUUGCCAUCGAUGUGGACGAACCACGAGGGUACAACUGCGCAUUCACAUGUACCAAGAUCGAAGGCACGACGACCUUCCGUUGGGGGUUGCGAAAGAUCCGGCAGCCAGACCCCCCGUUCAUUGGACUCAAUGGACGGACACGAAAGAUUAUGUCCGCAGGACGCGCUGCAGCCAAAGUUGCCAAGCUCGAGUGGAAAAACUGGAAGCCCGAAAUACUCUUCAAGCUGGAGGACCGUUCGAAUGUGGGCGAUCCCAUGUCGCUUAUCAAAGCCGAGUCGGACACUACUCCAAAGAUUGUUGUGAAUGCUGCAAAGGAUCUGAUGGUCAUACCCAACCUUGGAAGAUCCAAGGUUCGGCCUGGUGUUGUCCAGACCUUCCUGCCACACCAUAUCCUGGCACAUCAUUCUGACUCUAGACUCCUGGGCAACCCUGGUAAGCUGUGGUUCAGACUUAUGAACAUGCUACCCCUGUGUCCGGAUAUUCGCAUCCUCUACAUUAUCAUUCACGACUUUGCAGCUGCGCAGGCAGAGCCGCUGGCGGAAAACUUCGGAUCGACUGCCGGACAUUUACUUGAGCGGUACAAGCGGGAACUCAGAGAGGUCGAGCCACAUUCUUCCUCGACAACCUAUCCGCUGGGAGAUCGAAUCUACUAUGAGAUCAAGCCUGAGGACUUUCCUCGCACUCAGGAGUUCAUUGGGCUUUUGCAGGAUAUUUCGCACGUGCUCGGGUGGCACGUUGGGCAAUACAAGGAUCGCGAGCAACGACUGGCGAUCCGCUUCAUGACCUGGCGCUAUGCCUGA
This is a messenger RNA of Fusarium vanettenii 77-13-4, 942 nucleotides long. RefSeq lists its product as uncharacterized. NCBI's taxonomy places the organism in Eukaryota, Fungi, Ascomycota, Sordariomycetes, Hypocreales, Nectriaceae. The transcript has a single exon. The record is from RefSeq and is a predicted model, not a curated record. Bases 1 to 942 code for a protein of 313 amino acids.